CUCCAGUCUCGUGCGUCUCCGCUCCUCUCCUCUCCCGAGGACAGAUGGAACUGACACGGGGACGCAUCCGCAGCGUCGCAUUUUGACUUUUCUGCACCUCGCCUUUUCUUCCCUCUCACCCCGGCCACCGACCACCCUCUCCAUGGAUAUCUACGCCUCCACUCUGUCGCCGGCGCUGGACAUCGGCGCAGGCUGUUACCUGCUGGUUGUAACUGUGCUCUCCAUUGUGGGGAACGUGCUAGUCCUCGUCAUGGCUUUCAAAAGGUGGUCAAGGAUGAAGCCGCCGGAGCUGCUGAGUGUCAAUCUGGCAGUGACAGACCUCGGAGCAACUGUUACCAUGUACCCUCUGGCUGUGGCCUCCGCCUGGAGCCACCACUGGCUCGGAGGAGAUGGGGCCUGUAUUUAUUACGGCCUGGUGGGGUUCUUCUUCGGCAUCGCCAGCAUCAUGAACCUGACCGUCCUGGCCGUCGUGCGCUUCAUCGUGUCCCUCAACCUGCAGUCACCGAGAGAGAAAAUCACUUGGACCAAGGUGAAGAUGCUGUGCAUGUGGACCUGGCUGUAUGCUCUGAUCUGGGCCCUGUUCCCCAUACUGGGCUGGGGCCGCUACGGGCCAGAGCCCUUUGGCCUGUCCUGCUCUCUCGCCUGGGGAGAGAUGAAACACAGCGGCUUCUCCUUCGUCAUCGCCGUGUUCUCCUUCAACCUGGCCUUACCGACUGUCAUCAUCAUCUGCUGCUACUCCAGCAUUGCCAUCAAGCUCUAUUUCACCUACAGGAAAUCGAUGAACCAUGGGCACCGAAUCCCAAACAUCGUCAAGCUCCAUCGGAGGCUGUUAGUAAUUGCGGUUUUGAUCAGUCUGGGCUUCAUAGGCUGCUGGACGCCCUACGGUUUGGUAAGCCUGUGGUCCAUUUUCAAUAAAAGCAGCUCCAUCCCGCCCGAAGUCAGCCUGCUCCCGUGCAUGUUUGCGAAGAGCUCCACCGUGUACAAUCCGAUGAUCUACUACAUAUUCAGCCAGACCUUCAAAAGGGAGGUAAAGAAACUGCCGUGGCUUUGCCUGCACUCCAGUAUGUGCCGCGUUGCCAACAGCGUCAACGACAACAGCAUCUACAUGGUCAGUGCUGACAUCAAGCCCAAAGUAACGGCAAGAUCUACUGUGCACGAGAGCAUAGAGUCCAAGACGGAGAUUUUUGAUUGAAAGACUGUUUUUUUUUUCUUUUGUUAAUUCCUUUGGAACACACACUUCAGGAGAAACUGUGGAGCUUCAUAACGUGUUAUUUCACAAGCCUUGCCAAGAUAGAAAGCAGCUGUGCAGUAAUAUAACAGGGUAAUACUGGUGUCUUUUCUGGCUGAGAGCGUGUGUCCUCACGAUGUAUUAAAUGUUAUGAAAGUUCAGCCAACAAACACUAUAGAAUAGAGUUAGACAUAUGCUCACAGUUGGUACACUGCUCUUACAACACUGGUGCCCAGAAACAGAUCCGUGCUCACCGCUGAGUAAAACUGUGUUAUUGAAGAAGUUACAGUUGUAAACUCAUUUUCAUUUUGUCAUUUGUCAUGCACUGUAAAGGUUUACAAUUAUCCAGGAGUGUGAGAAAGUGGCUGUGAAGUGGGAGCCACCUAAGGGUCAAAGAACAGCACACAUUUAACAAACCAAAGCUUGUGUGAAGGAAUACAACAAAACCCUUGUGUUGCGCACAGAAUAAAGAGGAGAGAUUUAGAGGAAAGAUUAGUGAUAGAUGCUUGUUUGCUUGAAUUAUUCGUGUUUUGUUUAUUGUUUUGCGGCUCCAUAUCGGUAUCUUUUUAUGAAGAGGUCGCUUAAAGUACCUCUUGAAAUGUUUGCGAAAAAUGACAAAUGCUGGAUUGUUGGUCAAGCCGGACGUUGCCGCUGUUCGAUCUCACUGAAUCCGAUCUUGUUUUCAUUCUGACAAUGAAAACUAACCCAAACUGUGCUGGCCAGAAUGCAUUUCCAAGAGUAUCGUUGAAACAAAACUACGCACAAUUAAAAAAUGCUACAUAAAUCAACAGACAGAUAAUUCAAUCCCUGCUGAAUGGAGUACAUUCACUUACACAAGUCAUUUUGAACUGAACCGGAUGAGGUCAUGACUCCUAUUAUGAAAUCUACCUGUUUUAUUGUAAUGUAUUCUUGUUAUUCUAGUUUAUGUUUCCUGGAUGCUAACUUCGUUGUACAGGGACACGUUAUGUAACACUGCAUGCUAACUGAUGUUUCUGCGAAUUGAAGCUCAUUUCUGAACUUUUUGAUUGGGUUACAAAGGUACUUAGCACCAGUGAGGAGGGAAAUGAAGCGUUGGUAAGCACAGGCUCACUUUGAGGCAUGUGAUACCAUUGGAAAUGGUAUAUACCAGUGGCCUUACUGCUUGAUGUUUUUUGUUGUUGUUGUUGUUUUUGUUUAAAUACCAAGGCAGAAUUCCAAGCAUGUACGUCUCUGCUGCACAGAAGUGAUGUCACACAGUUUGCAGGGAUGCUUCUGCUUGGAGAGGUCCAUGUUGGAUCGGGCUGUCUGCUUCAAGUCAAACAUGAAUAUUUGAAGCAUUUAACGUUGACCACUUUGGUCCUUGAUUCUUGAGAAGGAAAGCCAAACAGUUAAACAAUCACAAUCUACACUUGGAGGUGGAGUUAAGACAGUCUUAAGAAAUAACUAAUGGUAAACCAACGACCAAACAAAUGCAUCCCUCCCCUGAGAAGCUUGGAAUCUUAAAUUCACAGAGUUGAGCCUCGGUUCUCCUGCAGCUAGUAUCACAACAACGGCAAGUCUUGGUUCUGCCGUCGCAGGUGGGUAAACUGCGAAACGGCAACCUCACCUUCGGACAACGGGCCUUUAAACACACCAAGGUCUGUUCAAUGUGUUACCAGGUGCGGAAGAAUCUGUGAACUGCUCGACAUGUGACGGCAGACUGAUGACAAUAGUAGGCAGCUUCCUAUUUGCACAAGCAGAGCACACUGAGUGCGCUCACACAGGCACACACACAGACACAAGUCUUGGAAGGUUAAAUACACUUUCCAGUUUCUGUCUAGUUGCAAAUAAGCAUUAGAAAGAAAGAAAAAACACUGAUAUGAUCCCAAACCAAACCAAGUUUUGUUCAAAACUGUCUGAUCUGGCAGUACUGCAUGAGCAAAAAAACUAAGCUAAAACCAAGGGUCUGGACUUGAAGAUUUCCUCGAAGUGCGCUCGCCAAAGUAGCUUCUUUGUGAAGAAGGAGUAGUAGUGUCUCAUUUUUGGAGAAGUUACUUGAAAGUAUGGUGGUGGAGCAUCUUCCAGAAAGCCAACAAGUCCAGUUGCCCUUGUUUGUCAGCUUGUUUUUUUUGGUUCUAUCAGGACUUGGUUGACUGAGAACCUUCACAGAGAUAAAGAGGUGAAGGCCCAGGACUUUCUGGUAGACCGCCAUGGGAACUUAUUUCUGAAUAAAUGCACAAAGAGUCAAACAAUUAUGUGUUGUGUAGUUUGACCAUUUAACUUUGUUGUAAAAUGAAUAAAGUGUCAUUAAGCACCAUUUCUUGUCUUGUGAAAAAAACACAUCAUCAGCCUCUAGCUACAACAGGUUUGCAAAAAAUUGCAAAAUACAGUGUGUGUAUUCGUUGCACAAUUCAAUUCAUGUUCAUUGUUUGUCUCUCGCCACAGACUACUGGAUUGUUUCCAAUAUAAGGUUCCUUUGAGGUCUACCAGAAGCCUCCCUAAAUUGUUGCGCAGGUUGGUCCAAUCCACGUUUUUUUUUUUUUUUUUUUUUUCAGAUGUAUUUUUCAAUGCACACCCAAAACAACCGGAGGAGAUAAUCAUUGAAUUUGUGCGUUAGAUUCAAAUGUCUUAUGUAGUAUUAAAUCAUAGCGUGUUAGAGGGGACGUUCCUUCCACAUUUUUCACCUGUACCUGUAAUGAACUGUGUUUUAUAUAGUAAAUGUAUAUUGUAUAUUUUUAUUUGAAUUUUCUUGUGUAGCAUAUUUUUUUUCUUGCAACUUGUGACUGCUGUUGACAGUGCUGAACUAUUUUGUAAAUGUAGAGCUCCGAAUCCUGAACAUAUUUAUGUACACAAUUCAUUGGUCAUGUUUGAGAAUAAACAUUUAAUGAAUA
Molecule: messenger RNA, 4077 nt
Organism: Mugil cephalus (flathead mullet)
Lineage: Eukaryota; Metazoa; Chordata; Actinopteri; Mugiliformes; Mugilidae
Gene: opn8b
Product: opsin 8, group member b
Exons: 4
Coding region: 143-1192 (349 amino acids)
Biological process (GO): G protein-coupled receptor signaling pathway; visual perception
Cellular component (GO): membrane
Molecular function (GO): G protein-coupled receptor activity
Source: RefSeq, a predicted model, not a curated record